Molecule: messenger RNA, 1860 nt
Organism: Schizophyllum commune H4-8
Lineage: Eukaryota; Fungi; Basidiomycota; Agaricomycetes; Agaricales; Schizophyllaceae
Exons: 8
Coding region: 1-1860 (619 amino acids)
Source: RefSeq, a predicted model, not a curated record
AUGCAGAGCUCACAUCGCAGCGCUGUGUCUAAUGACCUAUAUUCUGAAGCCUUGAUGCGAAGUUUCGGACCAUAUCUACCACCUUGGCUCCUCGCUGCUGCUCCCUUGGAAUGGCACAGCAAUAUGACCCCUGCAUCUCAUGAAAAGGUUCUUUCUAGCAGCAUACGUCCAGCUGGCUCUGGUACCCAUCCUCAGAUAGCUCAAACAUACGCGACACUGAUGUGGGCGUGCCUAUCGACCUCCGCCGUGCGAGACUUCGAGCAGGAGAACUCGGCGCUGCGCGCACAACUUUCGGUGUUUGACGGCGCUUGUAUGCGUCGACUUGACGCCUUGGAAAUGCAUAUGACGCACCUAAUGAAGGCGCUCAAGAGUGCGACCGACCUGAAGAAUAUCCCUUCCAACGUUGACGAAUCCGUGGCUACGGCAAUGCUUGCUCUCAGCGCCAUAGAAGUCCCUCCGCUAGUCCAACUCGAACGCGCCCAAUGCCCUAAAACCACCUACUACGAGCAGAACGACUGGAUCAUUGCGAAGAAGGAGAAGCCCAAGCCCACGUCCACCGAACCUGCAAAGCGCGGCAAGGCCUAUAUCUCCCAGAACGUCAACGCCACGAUGCUCUACGUCACCGACGAGGACGGCCGCCCCGUCGACGGCCAGCGGACGGUUGAGAUACGCGAGACCUUCCGCGCUCUGCUCCGUCAACUCCACCUUCUCAAGCUGCUCACACCGAAGUGGGGGCAACUGCCCUUCGCCGCUCGCCAGUUCGUGUUCUAUCAUAUGACGCAGAUGUUCCGCGAGCUUGGUUGGUGCCGCGGCAAUCGGAAGGUCGAGCAGAUCGCGGCCGAUAACUACUCGCGCUUCGCAAAGGACUUGCUUCGCGAGGUCGACGACGCGCAACAUACUGCGACGAAGAAGGGCAAGGAGCGCCCGAUACCCGCUGAACUGGACGACUGCGAUAUCGAAGAACUACCGCCGAGCAGCGACCCUCCCGACGAUUGCGACUUCGCUCCCGAGGGAAACGACGAUGCCGAUGACCAGUCUGCGAAUGCCUCUGCUAUUGACGAACCGGAGAACAACAUGGAAGACAUGCUCGAGCUACCUGCGAAGCGCGGUGCGGUCGACGAAGCCAACGGUCAGCCGGACACGAAGCGGACGAAGACGAGCAUCAAGCGCACAAUUCUUUCUCGUCCGUCGCCGUCUGCUCACUCGAUGUUCGACGGUACCGCUUCAGAGCGCAACCCUUCGAACGCGCACCCGCAAGCAACGCAAGACUUCCCUAGCUCGACGACUUCUGCUAUGCCCACGCGCUCUGCUUCCAGACGAACACUAACGAUUGCCAACACGAUGCUCGAUCUCCGCUUGACUUCGCCUAGCGCUACUUUCCCGACCACGCUUUCUGCUGCUGACCCUGGUACGAGUGCCGAUCCGACGUCGCCUCUUGCCUCCGACUCAGGCUCUUCGCGAUGUGCAACCACGCUCAUUCGUUCGCGCUCUUCUUUCCAUGCUUUGCCUCCCUCUGCUGCUCGUAAAUCGGUUACUUUGGCGGCUCGCGAUACUCGUACAAGCUCUUCUCGUACCCUCGCUCAAGACGAUUCCGAUUCCGGGGACGAUAGCGACGUCUACGUGGUUCGAUUGGGUACUCACGGAGUUGGAUGGAGAUCGAUCGUUGGCCUCGACUUCAUGAGGGAUCACAGGAACGGUACUACCAGUCAGUUCAACGCAUACAUCGGGGCAUUGACGAAGCGAGAGAAGGCGGAAGCGAAGAGGCGCGCAAGCGAGGCGGAUCUCGCUGAGAUGAAGAAGCUGGUGAAGGUUCUGACGACGAAGCCGAAGAAGGUCAGGAGGGAGUCCGAUUGCGCCUGA